Messenger RNA from Microbotryum saponariae, 2324 nucleotides. The record is from the annotation of a GenBank genome assembly. NCBI's taxonomy places the organism in Eukaryota, Fungi, Basidiomycota, Microbotryomycetes, Microbotryales, Microbotryaceae.
AUGCCGGCUCCACGAGCGGCGCGCCAGACCAAGUUGAUGAGUCGCAAGUCCGAGGUGCGCGACCGGGAUCUGUACGAUGCACCUCUCGACGACUCGGACUCGGACAGUGCACCACCACCACCCAACAACAAGUACACCAAGUCGACGGGGAGUAACGCCACGACGACGGGCACAUCAAGAGGCGCAGGAACAGUAACCACAGGCCAUGCGACGAUCGAAUCACCCCGGAGAUCGGCACGUCAAGGCACCAACAGGAAUUCACCCGUUCCACCACCACCGCCUACCACGAGCUCAAGACAACGGACCGUAUCACCGUCCAAACACGCUGCCUCGGCUGCUGCAGCACCGCCACCACCGAGAGGGGCCAAGGUCGUUCCUCGAUCCCGAGCACGCGACGAGGACGAGGACGGCCGUGAUCACCCCGACCAAAAUAACGAUGCAGCGUGGGAUACCUCCACAAGGACGGGGACGCGUACAUCACCCAGAGGGAAACGACAAAGGACCGAUGCACCGAAGAUCGGAGGAGGCGAAGGCGGCGCAGCUUCCGACGCGAUCGCUUCGACGUCCCGGACCGGCUUUGUGGUCAGUCACGGGGAUGCGAGCGUGUGCCAUGGAAAUCUACUGACUUUUGGGAUCAUUUUCACCUCUCCGAACAGCCUCGAGCGGCGGCACAGCAAACUCAAGCGGCCAAGGCCAAGCCCAACUUUGCGCAUACACUCGGCAACACGUCCAACGACGAUGCCCAGCCGUUCGCGUUCACAACCAAACCUCCCACACCUCACAGCUCGCCUUCCACAAGUCGGGCGCCGAAAAAAGGGCGUGCAAAUGCGCCAAAGUCCAAAGUCAGUAAUAUUCACGAAGGCAGGUCGAUUGGCGCGAAGGCUGACGGACCUUCGUCUGCGUACUGUCCUCACUUUGUAGAACGCGCCCCGAGCAGCCAUGUCCAUGCGAGUUGAUGGAACGGCUCCGAUCGCUUCAAUUUCAAGACUGUCUCCACCGAGUCGACCAGUCGGGCAUUUGGCGCCGAUCCAUGCCGCCGAGACGCCCGUGCAGAACAAGAACCGAGCGUUUCGGCAGGGGGACGCGACACCGGCGACACCGGGCAUGUCCGUACGGAGAAGCAGUGUCAAAGGAAGUGGUCGGAGAGGGAGUAGUAUUGGCGGAGGGUUCGAAGGUGAGCAUCGCACUUUGCUCGAAACGGGCUCAAGACGCCUGAAAGCUAACGAGAUGCGAGUGCAUUCUAUCGGCAGUCCCACCUCAUGUUUCAGUACCCGAUGACAAAUUGUAUCGACAAACCAACGCCGAAGACCCCGUGGCUCGACGACUGCGGAGCAUCUUGUCGUGGACAUCCCAGCGGCAGCGCGACCGGGUGUUUGCCUCGACCUCGGUCUCACCCAAUUCGCGGGCCUGUGCGAGUGCGGUGAUCGAUCAGUUCAUCAGUGGGAUCUGCGAUUCGAGUAUCGACGUCUCGGUGCCGUUUCAGGUGAGUAGCGGACGCGUCCGCUUCGGGGUGGGCGCUCAAGAGCUGACUCGGUUCGUGCAUUUCUAGCCUGGGACGAGUGAUUCUUCCGCAAACGAUGGGUUGCCGCAACAUCCUCAAAACGAGAGCAACACGGCGCGACUCAUUGAAUGUAAAGCCAACCACGAUGCGUGAGUGUCUCGAGUCAGCUCGGUUGCCCUGAAAGCACGUGACUGACGUCGGCGAACCGUCAUUUCACAGCAUCGGCAAAGAGCAAGAGCGACGGAAAGAGCUCGAACGCAUCUAUAACGACUUCGCGCAUCGACGUGCUCAAGCGCGUGCUCUGGACCUCCCAACGAUCGAAGAGACCUCCCUCAGCUUCGACCUCUCGACCGCAACACCGACUUCGAUCGGACAAGCCGUCGAACUAGGCGCAUCAAUCCUCUCCAACCCGCCAUCGGACAAGGGCAAGGGCCGAGCCUCCGACGUCAUCGAAGACGAAACCUUGGCCUCGCUCUCAGACGUUCGGUUCGGAUUGGCUCAAUUCCGCAUCCUCAUCCACCGCUUGACGCAAUUCACCAAUGUCUCUUCCGCUUUUGUCGACGAGAGGAUCCGACAAGCCCACCGUGCCCUCAGUUUGGAAACGACAAGAGGCUUAGCGUCGACAGCUUCAACGACGACGAACAAGGAUGCUUCGAAUGGGCCUGUCGUCGGUGGGGUCGCUCAAUUGGGGUUAGCGGUCCCUUCUGGGUCGGGGUCGACGACAACAACGGCUACUCCAGGUCCGGAUGCCAGGGAUUUGCUUCGGGCGAUCGCGAAUACGGAUCUCAAAACGGGCCGCAGUCGACCGAGUGGCCCGUCGUGA